GUAAAAUCUGCAAAUAGUUGAGAAAACAAAUAACUAAAUGGAUGAGGGAGACUAUGAUAAUGAUGACGUCGGCAAUGAUGAUUUUGACGAUGCCGACGAGGACGUGGACGAGGACAUUGCUCAAGAGGAGGAAGUCGAUAAUAUUGAGAUAAUUGCACCCGGCGGCACAGCUGGUGGCGGUGUGCCCAAAUCGAAACGUAUCACAACCAAAUAUAUGACGAAAUACGAGCGUGCCCGUGUUCUGGGCACACGGGCUUUACAGAUUGCGAUGUGUGCACCGAUUAUGGUUGAACUGGAUGGCGAAACGGAUCCGCUGCAGAUAGCCAUGAAGGAGCUCAAGCAAAAGAAAAUACCAAUAAUCAUCAGACGCUAUCUGCCCGAUCAUUCCUAUGAGGAUUGGAGCAUAGACGAGCUGGUCAUGGUGGAUAAUUGAACUCGUCGUGGAUAGAUAUAUAAUGAUAGCUUCUAGAAAUUUAUAACUUUCGACAAUUAAAUAAUGUACUAUAAGAUUACAAUUUUAA
This is a messenger RNA of Drosophila grimshawi, 521 nucleotides long. RefSeq names its product DNA-directed RNA polymerases I, II, and III subunit RPABC2 (gene RpII18). Gene Ontology annotation, biological process: DNA-templated transcription. Gene Ontology annotation, cellular component: RNA polymerase I complex; nucleus; RNA polymerase II, core complex. The record is from RefSeq and is a predicted model, not a curated record. Lineage: Eukaryota; Metazoa; Arthropoda; Insecta; Diptera; Drosophilidae. The coding region runs from base 38 to 433 and encodes 131 amino acids. Gene Ontology annotation, molecular function: DNA-directed RNA polymerase activity; DNA binding. The transcript is spliced from 2 exons.